CUUUCUAUCAUGCUGUUGGGUCUCUUUGCCUGCUGUGUCACUACUCUGGUUGACUGAGUGAAGGAUAUAGCCAACUUAUUCUGAGACGGAAUUCCUGUGCUGAGUGGAGUGAAGACUGACUAAAACAAUCUAACUUCCUCAAAUACACGGAACACUGCUAAAUUGGCUGAAAUGAGUGAAACAAGACGACAUUUUCUAAACAUAGUUCUUCAGAUAACAUGCCAACUUCUAUGGUUGGUGGGUUUGGUCGUGGGUCUGAGUGGGAUGUUCCUGUUGUUGAACUUCAGACAAAGCAGCCUGUUCUUCUCCCACACUUACAUUACCCUUCCAGCAUACCUAGCUCUGGCUAGUGCAGCCUUCCUAUUGGCCAGCGGAGGACUGGGAAUCUGGGUGUCCCUCAGAGACUCAGCCUGGCUACAGGCUGUGUUUGUCUAUCUGCUGGUCAUAGUUCUCUGCCUGGAGGCAUCAGCUGCUGCUCUGGCCUAUGUCAACACCACGAAGGUGCACUCAGAGCUGGCACCCUUCAGGAGAGUCCUUGAGAGGUACACAGGAAGCAGACAGGACCCAGAAUCCAAUGCUGUGGACGCCACACAAGAAGAGUUGCAGUGCUGCGGUAUCUAUGACUACCGUGACUGGCUGGCCACACCCUGGUUCAACAGCAGUGGGCGUAGCAGAGUACCUCACAGCUGCUGUUACUCCAGCUACCCCACAUGUAAUGGUACCCUGGGCCAGCCCGACCUACUAUAUCCAGAGGGGUGCCAGUUGAAGCUUGAGGAGGCAUUGCGAUUUGUUCUGCGUAUCAUCAUCUGGUCAUCUCUGGCUGUGGCACUAGUGGAGACUAUGGGGUUUGUGAGUGUGGCUCAGUUGAUGAGGGCUCAGAAUCUGUCAGAGUAUCAAUUACUGGACAGGGAAGGGGACAGAACCAGAAUGGCAGAAAGUAUCCUGGACUGAUAGUCUACUUUAGAAAUUAAUCAUCAAUUAUUUUGUGUAAGUAAACUUGAUUAAAACGUGAUCCAGUUGCUUUCACUAACCCAAUGACGAACUGUAAAGAGAGGACGGGAGGCGCACUCAAAUUAUAUUGAAUAUUGUUAGACAUGAACUUUACAUCUCUCACACGUUUCUCUGUUUCAUAAGAAAAUAAAUGCAACGUUUUAUUCAUUUAUGAUCUCACAUGGUUGUUAAUAAUACAUUGUUUUACAUGUAUGACAUUAAAGUGAC
This is a messenger RNA of Esox lucius (northern pike), 1218 nucleotides long. It is a transcript of the gene tspan37, whose product is annotated as tetraspanin 37. Lineage: Eukaryota; Metazoa; Chordata; Actinopteri; Esociformes; Esocidae. The record is from RefSeq and is a predicted model, not a curated record. Bases 172 to 951 code for a protein of 259 amino acids. The transcript has 8 exons. Gene Ontology annotation, cellular component: membrane.